CUCGCAGCACUUCAUUGAAUUGAAUUUCAUUUCUGCUCUUCUCUCUCUGUUUGUCCUCCUCAGAUCAGAGUCAGUCCAUAAAAAUGGAUCCCGUGAACGCUUGGGGAAACACACCUCUGAAAGCAGUGGACCCAGAUAUCCACGAUCUAAUCGAGAAGGAGAAGCGUCGUCAAUGCCGUGGCAUCGAGCUCAUCGCUUCCGAGAACUUCACCUCCUUCGCUGUUAUUGAAGCCUUAGGCAGUGCCCUGACCAACAAAUACUCAGAAGGCAUGCCCGGUAACCGAUACUACGGAGGUAACGAAUUCAUCGACGAGAUCGAGAAUCUCUGCCGAUCUCGAGCCCUCCAAACCUACCGUCUCGACCCAACCCAAUGGGGUGUCAAUGUGCAGCCAUAUUCAGGUUCACCAGCUAACUUCGCUGCCUACACCGCUGUGCUUCAACCACAUGAUCGUAUCAUGGGUUUGGAUCUUCCAUCUGGGGGUCAUUUGACACACGGGUAUUACACCUCUGGUGGGAAGAAGAUCUCUGCUACCUCCAUUUACUUCGAGAGUUUGCCUUAUAAAGUGAAUUCCACAACUGGGUAUAUCGAUUAUGAUAAGUUAGAGGAGAAGGCCUUGGAUUUCAGGCCAAGGUUGAUCAUUUGUGGUGGGAGUGCAUAUCCAAGGGACUGGGAUUAUGCUAGGUUCCGUUCUAUUGCUGACAAAUGUGGAGCCCUUUUGCUUUGUGACAUGGCUCACAUUAGUGGUCUUGUUGCUGCUCAGGAAGCUGCAAACCCCUUUGAGUACUGUGACAUAGUGACAACCACAACCCACAAGAGCUUGAGGGGUCCCAGGGCUGGUAUGAUCUUCUACAGGAAGGGGCCAAAGCCAGCCAAGAAGGGCCAGCCAGAGGAUGCAGUUUACGAUUUUGAAGACAAGAUCAACUUUGCUGUCUUCCCAUCCCUUCAGGGUGGUCCUCACAAUCACCAGAUUGGUGCACUUGCUGUUGCUCUAAAACAGGCCAUGACACCUGGCUUCAAGGCCUAUGCCAAACAAGUUAAGGCCAAUGCAGUUGCCCUUGGAAACUACCUCGUGGGCAAGGGAUACAAGCUUGUCACUGGAGGAACUGAGAACCACCUUGUUCUCUGGGAUCUUCGCCCUCUUGGCUUGACUGGCAAUAAGGUUGAGAAGCUCUGUGACUUGUGCAAUAUUACUGUGAACAAGAAUGCCGUGUUUGGUGACAGCAGCGCCUUGGCUCCUGGAGGAGUACGAAUUGGUACCCCGGCCAUGACUUCAAGAGGGUUGGUUGAGAAGGACUUUGAGCAGAUAGGUGAGUUCCUUCACCGAGCUGUUUGUGUCACCUUGAGCAUCCAAAAGGAGCAUGGAAAGCUAUUGAAGGACUUCAACAAGGGCCUGGUGAACAACAAGGACAUUGAAGCCCUCAAGGCCGAUGUUGAGAAGUUUUCAUCCUCCUUUGACAUGCCUGGCUUCCUGAUGUCUGAGAUGAAGUACCAGGAUUAGAAAUAUGGAGCUUAUUCACUGCUAAAACCAUAAGAUUCUGAGUCCUUACAUCAUAAACUCUCUUGGAGUUACCUAAUGUCCACAAAAAAUGUGGUGAAAAGAAAAGCUUUGUUUUGGCAUUUUAUCGUAGGUUAGCUGUUUCAUUUCCAAAGGUUUUUUUUUUUUUUUUGGUCUGUGUUAUGAGAGUUUGAUAUCUAUCCUCUCAAUAACAAGUUGUGCUUUUUAUUUCCAUAUUUUUUAUUUUAGCAAAUCGUGUGCUCUCGUUCGCACUUCUAAUAAACAAUGAAAUUGCAGUUUCUGUA
Molecule: messenger RNA, 1801 nt
Organism: Quercus robur (English oak)
Lineage: Eukaryota; Viridiplantae; Streptophyta; Magnoliopsida; Fagales; Fagaceae
Product: serine hydroxymethyltransferase 4
Exons: 4
Coding region: 84-1499 (471 amino acids)
Biological process (GO): tetrahydrofolate interconversion; L-serine catabolic process; folic acid metabolic process
Cellular component (GO): cytoplasm
Molecular function (GO): serine binding; pyridoxal phosphate binding; glycine hydroxymethyltransferase activity
Source: RefSeq, a predicted model, not a curated record